UUCACAGCAUAUGUGUUUAUCCUCGUAACAUUUUGACACAAAGAUCAGUCUCCGUCAAUGGAAUUCUUCAACAAAUUCCUUUGCUUUCUUUUGUUUGCAUGCUUUAUGACCAGAGGUAGCCUUCAGUGCUUUCCUGGGACAGUUAAAGACCUUGUUGUUAAUCAAGUUAGAACCAAUGCGGGGUCGAAAGUGACAAUCACCAAUAAAUGCGUGUGUAGCUUCUUGGAAGUGACGCUACUUUGCCCCGGAUUUGAUUCUGUCAAAAAAAUUGAGCCGCCUAUGGCGGUGUCCACAAACGGCCGGAAUUGUCUUAUUAACAAUGGAAACCCUAUCUAUGGUGGAAAAACAUUUGAAUUCACUUAUACCUCGGAUGUAGAGAUUGCAUUUGCUCCACUUUCCUUCCGAGAAGCAUGCUCUUGAAUGAAAGAUUGUUGCUGAUUCUCAGACUUAAUGAAAUAAGGAUCUUGCUAAAUCUACAUCAGAUUUUGAAGAGUGGGUUACAUAACGUCACAUUGCUUUAUCAAUUGCUGGUUUAAAAAGCAAUCAAUUUUUUCAUCCAAACUUUUCUCUACAUAUCAUCUCAUGUAAUCCCUUAUGCAUCAUUUUUAUGUACAAGUAGCGUAAUCCAUGA
Messenger RNA from Olea europaea var. sylvestris, 631 nucleotides. RefSeq lists its product as uncharacterized. Lineage: Eukaryota; Viridiplantae; Streptophyta; Magnoliopsida; Lamiales; Oleaceae. The transcript has 2 exons. The record is from RefSeq and is a predicted model, not a curated record. Bases 58 to 420 code for a protein of 120 amino acids. Gene Ontology annotation, biological process: cell fate determination.